Molecule: messenger RNA, 254 nt
Organism: Passer montanus (Eurasian tree sparrow)
Lineage: Eukaryota; Metazoa; Chordata; Aves; Passeriformes; Passeridae
Product: neuronal pentraxin-1-like
Exons: 1
Source: RefSeq, a predicted model, not a curated record
GCGGGUUCCGGGUGCCGUUCCCGCUGCGCACCAAUUACAUGUUCGCGCGGGUGCGGGGCCCCGUGCGCAGCCCCCUGGGCGCCGUCUCCGUCUGCCUCUGGCUGCGCCCGGGGGGCGCCCCCGGCCCGGGCACCCCCAGCCUGGGCACCCCCAGCCUGGGCACCCCCUUCUCGUACGCGGCGCCCGGGCAGCCCAACGAGCUCGUGCUGCUCGCCUGGGCCGGCCGGCCCCUGCAGCUGCUCGUCGACGACCAG